Molecule: messenger RNA, 1148 nt
Organism: Gavialis gangeticus (Gharial)
Lineage: Eukaryota; Metazoa; Chordata; Crocodylia; Gavialidae
Gene: PSCA
Product: prostate stem cell antigen
Exons: 3
Coding region: 303-680 (125 amino acids)
Source: RefSeq, a predicted model, not a curated record
UUAUCAACCCCAGGCUGGCAUUGUGCAGAAAAGGUCUGGUAUUUUCCGUUGAGGUGUGUAGGGUUUGCACAAGGGUGCUGAUAAGGGCAGGAACAAUGGAGAAGAAAAAGAACCUUACAAAGAAACAACAAAGAGAGAGGAGGGGUAUUUUUCGGCCAAUACCUGUAUCAUGACUCAGAGAACCAGUUGGCCCAGAAGUAGGGGAUUUGGUACUUCCCAACCCCGCACAAGUGAUACCUGAAGUGAUUAUAUAUAAAGAAGGGGAAAGUCCUCUACUCAGAGUGCUAGACACAGCCUCAAAGAUGAAGGUCUUCCUCAUUAUUUUGCUGGCUGCAAUCCUGUGCAUAGAAUCAGGUUUCGCCUUGACGUGUUACACCUGCCCAGCGAAAACCAACAAUGCAGAUUGUCUGACACCCACAGCCUGCCCCGCCAACUUCACCGAAUGCAAGACGGAAGUGUAUGUUCCAGUGCUGGGAGGCUGGAAGGUUAUCACCAAGGAGUGUUCCUCCUCAUGUACAAACUCCACAGCCAACUUAUUUGUGUUUAAGAAGAAUACUUUGUGUUGCUCGACUGACAAGUGCAACCACAACAGCGUGGGCAGGAUGGAAAGCAGCUCCAUGGUCAUGGCAGUGGGUAUUGCAGCCAGUGUCACCUGCUUCUUGCUUACGAGUAGACUGUGAGGAGUGGGGAGGAAGCCUUGGGCCAUCGAUUGCCCUGGAAGUUCCCCACGAUGGCUGGUUUCUAGCAGUCAAGCAGAGCGGCACCACUUUCUCCCCCUGUACGGUUGUACCUGGCUGCUGAUGCUUGUCUUACAGAUUUCUUUAGCACUGUUAAUUAAGAGUAAAAGGGGUGCGUGCGUGUGCGUGCAUGUGUGUGUAUGUGUGUGUGUGUCGCAAUGCUGUUUUUAAUACACACCUGCCCUUCCAUUAAGUGCAUGUCUUUCUCUGUCGCAGUCACCACUUAGCAGACGCAUCAACCACUCCAUCACUCAUAUAGCUGAGUGUUUACUGCAUGCACUAUUUACAUUGAACAUUUGACACCCCCCUCCCUAAUCUGUCUGUGACUGCGGGUGCAUUUGCGUUGUAUAUAUUGAUCAGCACAUCCAUCUAUUUUUCCAUCAAGUGCACGUAUAUGAGCACAUGUAUGGC